Molecule: messenger RNA, 9344 nt
Organism: Coregonus sp. 'balchen'
Lineage: Eukaryota; Metazoa; Chordata; Actinopteri; Salmoniformes; Salmonidae
Source: the annotation of a GenBank genome assembly
AUGUUCCAUUACGAUAUCUUUGAGCCUUUCCCUGUGCCUGCUCCCAUUGGUCAGUGCUACGGGGACACAGUGAGUUACUUCCUGGUCUGCCAAGCUCACAGCUAGUGGUCAGACAGAGGGCUGGACGUGGAAUUAAUAAUAAUAAUAUUAAUAAUAAUAAUAAUAAUAAUAAUAAUAAUAUGCCAUUUAGCAGACGCUUUUAUCCAAAGCGACUUACAGUCAUGCGUGCAUACAUUUUUUUGUGUAUGGGUGGUCCCGGGGUUCGAACCCACUACCUUGGCGUUCCAAGCGCCGUGCUCUACCAGCUGAGCUACAGUACUGCUAAAGGAAGCCAGUAGGCCUACGCCAGGCAGUGUUCAUAUUUUAGAGCAAAUAUUCCCAUACGUUUAAAAAAGUUAUGCACGCAUUACUAAGUUGCUUUGGAUAAAAGCGUCUGCUAAAUGGCAUAUAUAUAUAUAUAUAUAUACACAGUACCAGCCAAAAGUUUGGACACACCUACUCAUUCCAGGGUUUUUCUUUAUUUUUACUAUUUUCUACAUUGUAGAAUAAUAGUGAAGACAUCAACACUAUGAAAUAACACAUAUGGAAUCAUGUAGUAACCAAAACAGUGUUAAACAAAUCAAAAUAUAUUUUAUAUUUUAUUUUAUAUAUAAGUAGCCACCCUUUGCCUUGAUGACAGCUUUGCACACUCUUGGCAUUCUCUCAACCAGCUUCAUGAGGUAGUCACUGUUCUCUCAACCAGAUAGUUAGUAUUCUCUCUAAUACACACUCUAGCUGAACAGUAACCCAGGCAACCAGAGGUAGAUUCACCCAGGCAACCAGAGGUAGAUUUAACCAGGCAACCAGAGGUAGAUUUAACCAGGCAACCAGAGGUAGAUUUAACCAGGCAACCAGAGGGAGAUUCACCCAGGCAACCAGAGGUAGAUUUAACCAGGCAACCAGAGGUAGAUUUAACCAGGCAACCAGAGGUAGAUUUAACCAGGCAACCAGAGGUAGAUUUAACAAGUCAGCAAAUAGAGGUAGAUUUAACCAGGCAACCAGAGGUAGAUUUAACCAGUCAGCAACCAGAAGUAGAUUUAACCAGGCAACCAGAGGUAGAUUUAACCAGGCAUCCAGAGGUAGAUUUAACCAGUCAGCAACCAGAGGUAGAUUUAACCAGUCAGCAACCAGAGGUAGAUUUAACCAGUCAGCAACCAGAGGUAGAUUUAACCAGGCAUCCAGAGGUAGAUUUAACCAGGCAACCAGAGGUAGAUUUAACCAGGCAACCAGAGGUAGAUUUAACCAGGCAACCAGAGGUAGAUUUAACCAGGCAACCAGAGGUAGAUUUAACACACACACACACACACACAACUAUUCCCUGUAGUCUUAAAAAAACAUUCCCCCUUCACAUAUACACAGACACACACACAAAAGCAUGCACACACACACACACAGACACACAGGAGCAUGAGUUAACCAGCGUAAAUUAACUUUACACUCUGUUGUUGUGGGGCCCUAAGGGUUAACUACUGCAGCUAACACCACAUGUUCCCCUUAGCUGGGUUUCUGUUGCUUCAACGUUUCCAUUUGCUUUGAUCUGCUAAAAUGUCUACCACAACAACAGAAGGACACAGUAUAAACACGGUAUAAUUAGUCUUUCAGGCUCAACGAAGGUCUACGGUAGACAGAGAAGAACAGUACCAUUUUAAAAACUAGUCAGCCAAACUGAACCGAGGAGAGCUGUAGGGCACUGGCCCGGUUACACAUCCACCAUAGUCGCCGGAACUGUGACUUGAAAAGACAAUGUGGGGGGGAAAGAUCUGAGCCAGCACAUGUCUGUUUGGGUUAGCACGAUGAAGAGACUGUAGGAAUAGUGUGUGUGUGUGUGUGUGUGUGUGUGUGUGUGUGUGUGUGUGUGUGUGUGUGUGUGUGUGUGUGUGUGUGUGUGUGUAGUUGGGGAAUGGCUAGGUGGAGGUGAAUAGUGUGUGUGUGUGUGUGUGUGUGUGUGUGUGUGUGUGUGUGUGUGUAGUUGGGGAAUGGCUAGGUGGAGGUGACGCCACACUACACACAUUCUGCAGUGGGACCGAAGCCUAUAUAACACCUGCUAGUGCUGUUGGUUGGACAGAACACAAUAUUUGUGUGUGGACACAAUUAUGAUUUUUAUUGUAUUGUUUGUGUGUGUGUGCAUACUUGUUUACAUGCGUGUGUAUGUGACUCAAGUCCGAUGCUUGUCAAAUGUAAAAUUAGCAUUAGCCAAGCUGGAUGGAGCGGAACAUUACAUAUUGACUUGCUGAUGAAGCAGUACCCCAUAUUGCUCCGGCUAAUCAUACCUGUUGGCUCUGCAGCAGAGGAGAGAGAGAUAGAGGGGAGAGAGGGGAGAGAGAGAAGAGAGAGAGAGAGAUAGAGAGAGAGAGAGAGGAGAGAGCUAGAGAGAGAGAGAGAGAGAGAGAGCAGAGAGAGAGAGAUAGAUCAUCGCGGCAGCGCGCCUAGUCCCGUUACGUCUUAGCGGCAUCGUGGUCGUGUGCGAUUUCUCUCUCGCUCCUCUCUCUCUCUCUCUCUCUUCUCUUUCUCUCUCUCUCUCCUCCUCUCUCUCUCAUCUCUAUCUCUCUCUCUCCUCUCGCGCUCUUCCUCUCUCUCUCUCUCUCCUUCUUUCUUUUUCUCUCUCUCUCUCUCUUCUCUCUCUCUCUCUCUCUCUCCUCUUCCCCCUUUUUCCUUUUUAUUUUAAUUCAAGUCCCUUCCUUCUAAAUGAGUGUCUCUUGUCCCUGGUCCCUUUUCUUUGUAACAGCAUGAGGCAUCUGCCCCUUCUCUGAACUACAUUAUCACCAUGUUGUACUGAACUACAGUACAUUACCACCCUGUACUGGACUACAGUACAUUACCACCCUGUACUGGACUACAUUAUCACUCUCUGUACUGGAUCUGUAUGCGCCAUCAUGGGACAUUGAUCUUAUUUACUUACAGUGCAUUCGGAAAGUAUUCAGACGACUUGACUUUUUCCACAUUUUGUUACGUUACAGCCUUAUUCUAAAAUUGAUUAAAUAAAUAAAAAUAAUCAUCAAUCUACACACAAUACCCCAUAAUGACAAAGCAAAAAUACGUUUUUAGAAAUUUUUGAAAAUGUUUUAUUAAUACAAAACGUAAAUAUGACAUUUACAUAAGUAUUCAGUACUUUGUUGAAGCACCUUUGGCAGCGAUCCUCAAGUCUUCUUGGGUAUGAAGCUACAAGCUCGGCACACAACUCAGGGGUGUGAAUACAAUGUAAAUGAGAUAUUUCUGUAUUUCAUUAUCAACAAAUGUGCUAAAAUUUCUAAAAACAUGUUUUCACUUUGUCAUUAUGGGAUUGUCACUUUGUCUCUAUUUAAUCCAUUUUGAAUUCAGGCUGUAAGAACAAAAAUGUGGAAUAAGUGAAGGGGUAUGAAUCGUUUCUGAAGGCACUGUUUGUCCGUGGAGGUUGUCUCUACACACAGUGUCUGGCUUGAGAUUUCCCAGUCUCUCUCUCUCCACACACACACAUCUCUUCUGCCUCUCUGAUGCAAGCUGCUCUCCAGCGUUACCAAUGGUUAACAAAACACUACGUCAAACACUGUGAGUGUGUAUGCUAUGAGAUGUAUACGAGUGUGUGUAUGUUAUGAAUAAAGACGCUGAGUUUGUGUGCGUGUGUGUGUGUGUGUGUGUGUGUGUGUGUGUGUGUGUGUGUGUGUGUGUGUGUGUGUGUGUGUGCAUGUUAUGAAUGAAGAAGUACUUAAAGAGUGGGUAGAGAGCAUUUUAAAUAAGAGGUUCUGUUGAUGGUCUGCUGAUAGAGGUUCUGUUGAUGGUCUGCUGAUAGAGGUUCUGUUGAUGGUCUGCUGAUAGAGGUUCUGUUGAUGGUCUGCUGAUAGAGGUUCUGUUGAUGGUCUGCUGAUAGAGGUUCUGUUGAUGGUCUGCUGAUAGAGGUUCUGUUGAUGGUCUGCUGAUAGAGGUUCUGUUCUGUUAUUAUGCAUGCGUUAAACAUUUUCUCACAGAAAAUCCAUCUAAGGGCAUGUUUCUUUUUGCGUGCUUCACCGUCUGUUUCCCCUCAUAUGUUAUUCCUCUCUUUUUCUUUCAACACUUUUUACACAUUUAGCCACAAAACCCUCUGGAGUAUCAUGGAGUCAGCCACUUAAAAUGGAAUAGAUCUCUCUCUCCUCUCUCCCUCUCCCCCCUCUCUCCUCUCUUCCCUUUCCCCCCUCUCCUCUCUCUCUCCCUCCUCUCCUCCCUCUCUCCUCUCUCCCUCUCUCUCUCGCUCUCCCUCUCCUCUCUCUCUCCUCUCUCCCUCCUCUCUCCCUCCUCUCCUCUCUCCCUCGCUCCCUCUCUCCUCUCUCCUCUCCUCUCCUCCUCUCUCCUCCUCCCCCCGCUCUCCCCUCUCUCCUCUCUCUCUCUCCCACCUCUCUCUCUCCCCUCCCUCCUCUCUCCCGCCUCUCUCUCUCUUCUCUCCCUCCUCUCUCCCUCCUUUCUCUCCCUCUCUCUCUCUCUACUAAGGGAGGGGGAUUUUCCUUUUUGAAUAUCGUUUGGGAGUAAAUCCUGGCUAAGCAUGUUCUGUCAAGACAGUCUAACCCGCUGCCUGUAGAUCAUCAGUACUACAUGGGUUCAAUUCCCCUGCUCUAGAACUUUCUCUCUCUCCUCCUUCCUGUCCUACUAUCCUAUGGGAGGGACAGAUUUCUGUUUUGAUCACUAGAAGUAGUACCUUCUGUAACCAUACGUUACAGAGUGAAGUAUAACGGUCUGAUAACGGUCUGAUAACGGUCUGAUAACGGUCCGUCUCUGCUGCAGGGCAUGGCUGGUAUAAAGUUCAGCUUUGACGAAACUGUGGUUGCCUGGUCUCUGGUUGCCAACAGUUAAACCGUGGUUGCCUGGUCUCUGGUGGUAUGCUGAUAGAGGUUAUGUUGAUGGUAUGCUGAUAGAGGUUCUGUUGAUGGUAUGCUGAUAGAGGUUCUGUUGAUGGUAUGCUGAUAGAGGUUCUGUUGAUGGUCUGCUGAUAGAGGGUCUGUUGAUGGUAUGCUGAUAGAGGUUCUGUUGAUGGUAUGCUGAUAGAGGUUCUGUUGAUGGUAUGCCGAUAGAGGUUCUGUUGAUGGUCUGCUGAUAGAGGCCCUAUGGUUCCUGGUCAAAAGUAGUGCACUAUAUAGGGGAUAGGGUGCCUUUUGGGAUGCACACAAUGUCCUUUAAUGCUAGAUUAAGUCUUACAGUAAGCAGAACAGAGGUAAAUGUUCUCCUGACCUUCUGAAAGCCUGCAUGCUGGGUGCUGCUUGGAACUCUAUGCCAAAUGUGUGUGUGUGUGUGUGUGUGUGUGUGUGUGUGUGUGUGUGUGUAUGUGUGUGUGUGUGUGUAUGUGUGUGUGUGUAAGAAACGGCCAUCUGAAAAAUCACAGUUUUGAUGAAUCAGCGUUCCACCUAGCGUGGUGGGAUAAUCUCCGUCAUAACACCUGUAUAUGUAUUCUAUUAAACAAUGUAGUUCAAAAGAAGAAUACGAUGGUCGCGUCACAAAUGGCACCCUAUUCCCUAUAUAGUGCACUACUUCUCACCAGAGCUAUUCCCUUUAUAGUCCACUACUUUGACCAGGGCCCACAAGGCUCUGGUUAAAGGUAGUGCACUAUGUAGGGAAUAGGGUGCCAUUAUGGACGCAGACACUGCCUAGCCUUCCCACUGUAGCUAUGUACUGUUUACCUCAAAAGACUGGCUACAAGUUACUCUCUCUGGCUUCCUGGCUGAAGGCAGAGAUGGCCUCUGACUGUGCAAGACUACCUUGGGUCUGUGAUGCAUCCAGAGACUCUCUUUCCUGUCAGCUAACUUGUCUUAGUCACUUUGGCUUUGUCGCGAUUGUCUAAAAAGCGCUGACCGGAGUGACCUUUCAGCUCUGUUGUUCUGUUAUUAUGCAUGCGUUAAACAUUUUCUCACAGAAAAUCCAUCUAAGGGCAUUUUUCUUUUUGCGUGCUUCACCGUCUGUUUCCCCUCAUAUGUUAUUCCUCUCUUUUUCUUUCAACACUUUUUACACAUUUAGCCACAAAACCCUCUGGAGUAUCAUAGAGUCAGCCACUUAAAAUGGAAAUAGAUCUCUCUCUCCUCUCUCCCUCUCCCCCCUCUCUCCCUCUCCUCUCUCCCCCCCUCUCUCCCUCUCCUCUCUCCUCUCUCUCUCACCUCUCUCUCCUCUUUCCCUCCUCUCCUCUCCUCUCUCUCUCUCUCCCUCUCCUCUCUCUCUCCUCUCUCCCUCUCCUCUCUCCUCUCUCCCUCUCUCCCUCACCUCUCUCUCUCCUCUUUCCCUCCUCUCUCCCGCCUCUCUCUCUCUUCUCUCCCUCCUCUCUCCCUCCUUUCUCUCCCUCUCUCUCUCUACUAAGGGAGGGGGAUUUUCCUUUUUGAAUAUCGUUUGGGAGUAAAUCCUGGCUAAGCAUGUUCUGUCAAGACAGUCUAACCCGCUGCCUGUAGAUCAUCAGUACUACAUGGGUUCAAUUCCCCUGCUCUAGCACUUUCUCUCUCUCCUCCUUCCUGUCCUACUAUCCUAUGGGAGGGACAUAUUUCUGUUUUGAUCACUAGAAGUAGUACCUUCUGUAACCAUACGUUACAGAGUGAAGUAUAACGGUCUGAUAACGGUCUGAUAACGGUCCGUCUCUGCUGCAGGGCCUGGCUGGUAUAAAGUUCAGCUUUGACGAAACUGUGGUUGCCUGAUCUCUGGUCGCCAAAAGUUAAACUGUGGUUGCCUGAUCUCUGGUCGCCAAAAGUUAAACCGUGGUUGCCUGGUCUCUGGUCGCCAACAGUUAACUCUCCUCGUGCCUGCUCCUUUCAUUGAAAAAAUUAUUUCUGGUAGUUUUCUCACUCAGAGUAUUACCUGGUGUAGCUAUAGAGUUACUAAGUAAGUGAUAACUGUCUCUCCUUACUACAGGGCCUGUCUCUGGGCCACACACGUCAGCUCCAGGUUUAAAACAGCCAGAAGUGCCUCUCCUACAGGGACUUGGUGGCAUUCAAUCCAAAGAAAUCAUAUUAUACACAGCUGCUUUAAAUGCCACGUAAUUCAACAGGGAACUGUGGCCUUUAUAGAAACAAAUACGAAGCAUGACCAUCGUGGCCUUCUCUAUUCACUGUCUGUCUGUCUGUCUGGCCUGCUAACACUAUGGUUCAUUCACUAACACACAGUACUAUUAACACUAUGGUUCAUUCACUAACACACAGUACUAUUAACACUAUGGUUCAUUCACUAACACACAGUACUGCUAACACUAUGGUUCAUACACUAACACAAGAGGCACAUGUCUGUUAAUUGUUUGUAGUUUUGCCCUUCAGGGACCAUUUCUAGUCUAUUCUCUUCUAUUCUCCGAGUGUGUUCAGUACGAUGAUCCUGAUGUGAUGUUUUUCGUCUGACCCUCAGGAUUCACCCCAGCCUCCUCCACCCCGGCAACCUCCCACACGGCAGAGCCAGCCGGGGUCAAGGCCAAGGUCAAGGCCAAGGCCAAGGCCACGGUCACGGACACGGACACGGGAGCGGCUCGAUCUCUGCAUCGUCCUCUGUGAGCACCAUACAUCAGGCCAAGCCUUCACUACGCAGGAUCAAGGGACGCAUCCACAGGAGCAAGAGCCUGGACAGCAUCGACCUGCUGGACUCCAACGUAAGUGAAGACCCUACGUGACAUGGACCAUUCCUAUUACAUCAAGCCCUUAAAUAAUCAUAUGGUAAUUUAGCAGACGCUUUUAUUCAAACAGUCGGAACUUGCAACAUUUACAGAUUCAAUAUGACACCACAUGCCAUGUCCAUAUUUAUAUGAGCUAGUCACAUAGCCCUAACUAAUUAUAUGGUAAUUUAGCAGACGCUCCUAUCCAAAGUGACUUACAGCACAAUGAGUCAGUGCAUACAUUUUUUUGUAUAUGGACCAAUGUACAUGUUUAUAUGAGCUAGCUACAUGUUGCCCCUAAGUAAUGAUAUGUUUAAUAUCCAGAGUGAUUUACUGAACUGUCAGCAUUGGUAGUGACACAUUCAGUGCAUAUGGCCCAUGCUGGAAUUGAACUAACAGUCACUCUGCCGCACUGAGACAUUGGAACCACAGUCACUCUGCCGCACUGAGGCAUUGGAACCACAGUCACUCUGCCUCACUGAGACAUUGGAACCACAGUCACUCUGCCUCACUGAGGCAUUGGAACCACAGUCACUCUGCCUCACUGAGACAUUGGAACCUCAGUCACUCUGCCUCACUGAGACAUUGGAACCUCAGUCACUCUGCCUCACUGAGACAUUGGAACCUCAGUCACUCUGCCUCACUGAGACAUUGGAACCUCAGUCACUCUGCCUCACUGAGACAUUGGAACCUCAGUCACUCUGCCUCACUGAGACAUUGGAACCUCAGUCACUCUGCCUCACUGAGACAUUGGAACCUCAGUCACUCUGCCUCACUGAGACAUUGGAACCUCAGUCACUCUGCCUCACUGAGACAUUGGAACCACAGUCACUCUGCCGCACUGAGGCAUUGGAACCACAGUCACUCUGCCGCACUGAGACAUUGGAACCACAGUCACUCUGCCUCACUGAGACAUUGGAACCACAGUCACUCUGCCUCACUGAGACAUUGGAACCACAGUCACUCUGCCUCACUGAGACAUUGGAACCACAGUCACUCUGCCUCACUGAGACAUUGGAACCUCAGUCACUCUGCCUCACUGAGACAUUGGAACCACAGUCACUCUGCCUCACUGAGACAUUGGAACCAACAGUACACUCUGCCUCACUGAGACCAUGGAACCUCAGUCACUCUGCCUCACUGAGGCAUUGGAACCACAGUCACUCUGCCACACUGAGGCAUUGGAACUACAGUCACUCUGCCUCACUGAGACAUUGGAACCACAGUCACUCUGCCGCACUGAGGCAUUGGAACCACAGUCACUCUGCCGCACUGAGGCAUUGUAACUACAGUCACUCUGCCUCACUGAGACAUUGGAACCACAGUCACUCUGCCGCCCUGAGGCAUUGUAACUACAGUCACUCUGCCUCACUGAGACAUUGGAACCACAGUCACUCUGCCGCCCUGAGGCAUUGGAACUACAGUCACUCUGCCUCACUGAGACAUUGGAACCUCAGCCAGGUUCAGGUUCAUGGCCAUCCUUGGUUCAGAGCCAGGCUGAGAGCAUAAAGGCUGUCCGUCUGUCUGUCCAGAGCCAGGCUGAGAGCAUAAAGGCUGUCAGAGCCAGGCUGAGAGCAUAAAGGCUGUCCGUCUGUCUGUCCAGAGCCAGGCUGAGAGCAUAAAGGCUGUCCGUCUGUCUGUCCAGAGCCAGGCUGAGAGCAUAAAGGCUGUCCGUCUGUCUGUCCAGAGCCAGGCUGAGAGCAUAAAGGCUGUCCGUCUGUCUGUCCUCACAGAAGGGAGAGACUCAGAGUGA